UCGACCUCGGGCGUUCAGCGACCGGGGCUCACCUCUUCCGCCUUAAGAUUUUAACUUAGGAAUAAAGGAGUAACUAGGUCUAGAGAGCAUCUUCAGUGACUUAACCCGCGAGUGUACAUGCGCGAAUUAAAGAAAAGAAGGAGACAAAAUUCGCCUCGACGAGUGUGCCCAUCAGUGACUCCUUGAUCCAAUUUUUUAGGAUUUUUAUCCGGAUUUUCCGAGGAUCUGGAAAAUCUUUUACCGCGAUCGCCUUCGAGAGGAAGUUAAGCAGAAGCGGGAAAAUGAGAGGAAAUUGGGAUACGCCGCAGCAGACCAUUGCUGAAGAGCAACAUCCCCCCCAUUCGCCAAGCACACCCGUCUGGGGUAUCGUGGAUAGAAUCGUGAAAGAGGAGCCAGUGGAGGACAAGAACGACGACUCGGGGGUCUCCCCCGGGCAUUACACGAGCAAUUCGGCAUCGCCCAGAAGCAGGCGUUCAUCUUCGACGGCGAAUUGCAGUCUCUCCCCAGGAAGUGCGACCUCCCAGGACUCAAAUGCCAUGCAGUGUGGGACAUUCCAGUACAGUCCUCAGCGGCUCUUCAAGUCUUGCUCGCCAUUAGACUUUGCUCGUGCCAUCCACAACAUGGACGAGGUUGGCCACGAGUCGGCGAUGGAUAUGGUCUCCAGCUCCAUGAAGAGCUCCACAGGAGAAACGGAGAUCCCUCAGGAUACUCUUCGGUGCCCCGUCUGCGCGUACACCACCUUGAACAGGGUGGAGUUCACGGAGCACCUGGCGGCGCACUGCACGCCGAAGAGGGAGACCCCGGACUUCGCAAAAUCCGUUCGCACCCUGGACGACAACAGCAGGUCUUCGCCGAUUCAGUGCGACAGAUCCGAGCACGAAUCCGAGGAAGCCGACGAGCCUGGAGUUCGCGUCCCCAGGGUGAACUCUCAGGGGAAGGUGAAGACGUUCAAGUGCAAGCAGUGCAGCUUCUCGGCGAUCACGAAGCUCGAGUUCUGGGAGCACAGCAGGUGCCACAUUAAGGCCGAGAAGUUGCUCACCUGCCCCAAGUGCCCCUUCGUAACCGAGUACAAGCACCACAUGGAGUACCACUUGCGCAACCACUACGGCUCCAAGCCGUUCAAGUGCGACAAGUGCUCGUACUCGUGCGUCAACAAGUCGAUGCUGAACAGUCACCUGAAGUCACACUCGAACGUGUAUCAGUACAGGUGCGCCAACUGUUCGUACGCGACGAAAUACUGCCACUCGUUGAAGCUUCAUCUCAGGAAGUAUUCCCACAAGCCGGCGAUGGUACUGAACGCGGACGGUUCGCCGAACCCCUUGCCAAUAAUCGAUGUUUAUGGGACCAGGCGAGGCCCAAAGCCAAAACCCAUGAACAAGAACGGAGAAGUUGGGACCACCAACACUGGAUUGCAGUCGCCGGUUCAUAUGACCCAGGCUACUAAUCAAGGAUGUCCUACGGCUAACCAGGUGCUAACACCCCAUCAGCUCUCUCCGAUGGGGUACCACCUGAGCGUGAUGAACCCCAUGCAGCACCUGAACGGGAUUCAGAGCCCUAGCAACGUGAUCGGGUUCCCUUGUAACCAGAUUUUCGGGGGUUUCGCGUUCGCCAACCAUUUCGGUCUCCCCGACGACUCGAACGAGGCUCAGCUGGACCAGCUGAAGACGAACGUCUUCGUGGAGUACGUGAAGACCCUGGCGGAGAAGAGGAUCCCUCAGGAGGUUCCUCAGGAUACCCAGCAGCAGCUCUCGCCAGGGGCGUAUAACAUCAACGGGCUGAACGACGGCAUCAAAAUGGCGAAUACUACCGAGAUGAUGCCAUCCAAAGUGGUGACCGGCAAUGCCUCCUCGACGACGCUGGAGUCGGAGUCUUCUACGGGGUCAAAGGUUACCCCUCUUGAUCUGAGCAAGCCGGAGACGCCGAUUACUCAAUCCACGACGAAUUCUCCCAGAGCUACCGGGACCAGAAGGCGCAAAGGCAGGGCUUUCAAGCUGGACCAUCGCGUCCUUGAGCUCGACACAGAUGAGGAGGACGAGUCGGAAAACACCUUCGAACCUCCCCUCGAUUCUCCAGGGCCCAAGGACCUCGCUGAAAGACCAGCUGUAGAUCCCGAGCAAAGUAACGAGUUCACCUGCCAGUACUGCGAGAUCUCCUUCGGCAACGUCGUCAUGUACACGGUUCACAUGGGUUAUCAUGGAUACAAGAACCCCUACACCUGCAACAUGUGUGGCCACGAGUGCACCGAUAAGGUGUCCUUCUUCUUGCACAUCGCUCGGUCGAAGCACUCGUAGAUGGAUUGGCGAUGCUGGAAAAUAAUAGACGGGAGUUUAGAUUAUUCAUUAUAUUUCAUUUCCCACGUUGGCAGGGUCGCAAUGUUAAUAAUCGUACGAAGUCGGUGACGUGUAGUAAUCAGGCGUUGUUAAUAUUGCGAGGCUCUUGACGAGGCCGCUCGAAUUAAGACUCAAACUCGUCGGAGUUGCAGCCGAAACAAAAUGGCGGACGCUCUCGGCACAAGCGAAGACGCGUUUCGGGCGAUUUUAUCGGCAAGCGCAAACAGGGUAUAUCCGCAUUUUUGUAGGUUCCUUUAUUACUUUUUUUUUUCUCUAUUAUUUCAUUUUCGAGGUUUCGCCUCCCUUUUCUUUUCCGUUUUCCGACCGAAUUGCUCGACGAGAGUCUUGCGAUUCGGAGAGGCGUGUCCGUCGAGCGGCGUCUUUGAAUCUGGGGAAACAUCGGCUGAGAUUUUGUAUCUACGUGUAUAUCGAUUUGUAAAAUGUUAAUUUAGUCCGAGGGGCAUGCAGCGAAGGUCGAAGGUCGUUCAUCGGGACUCCUGGUUUAUCAAUCUCAGGUCUUUUAUUUCCUUUUAAGGAUCCCCCGCGGUUACCGGUCACUUCACGGUGUUUUGAGCAUAAAAUAAUUACGCAACAGCCACGGGAUUAUUUAUGACGGAUUUACAGUGAAACUACUUUUUCUUUUUUAACACUUUACGUUUUCAUUUCUCUCUUUUUUUUUCUUUUUAACAUUUUAUUCAGUUUUCGAAAACGGACACAGUGAAGUGACCCAGAGAUGACGAGGGUGAUUUUUUUUUUUCUAUCUAGCUUCGAUUCGAGGCGAAUUUUCAACGAGGUUUAGAGAUCACGACCUCGACCUUUGACAUCGCUGUCCCCAAAUUCGGAGCAAAUUUAAGGGCUCGCGAAAUUAAGUCAGUCGCCAUCUUCCUUUUGUAAGAUAUAUACAUACACAUAUAUAUGAAUAUAUAACUCGCGUCUUAGGUACGUAGGACUAAAUAGGAGAAAGCAGAGAGAAUCAGAUUAGAACGAGGAAGGGAACAAGAUUUUCUUUACUGCGGUUAUUUCCCCCACCCUUUUUAGACGUUCUUCUUUUUUUUCAUUUUUUUCCCCUUCUUAAUAUGAAAUCUCUGCGUUCUAGUCAUUACACCGGGCGGACACUAUGAGUGUCGAAUAUAGCUCAGGGUGCAAUUUAAGAAUAAUAUUGAUCACCGCCGAAUAUGUACGCGCUCGAAAUCGCAGGAACGUCGGACCUGCUUUUUCGAAAUCCAGAAAUUCGGGAAAACGAUCGUCGAGCCGUGCCUCCCGAUGUGCCGCGUUUUACGAAAUUUUACGUCCUCGUUUAACAGGCUUUUACGACCGAGACAAUCGUGUCGAGGAGGUGGCGAGACGUCGCGUUUUCUUUUUUUUUUCGACCAUUAACCUAGGGUGUACAUAAUUUGUAUACAUAUAUAUAUAGGCAUAUAUAUAUAAACGCGUCUAUAGAUAUAUUUUUCCAAAGGCAGAAAUUUAUUCUAGUGAGCCAAAUACGGAGCCAAAAGAGGGUCGAUGAGCACGACCGAAGACUGGUUAGCAGAAGUCUGCAUACGUUUUACAUGUUUUCCUAUUUUCUUUAUCUUUUCAUACUCGCAAAGGAAUUUCCCUCGAGCAGUCAAAAAGUUCCCUUUUUUGUUGAUGAUUUAAUUGCGCGGUAUAGCGACAUUGACUCCUCUUUUCUUUUAUUUUUUUUUUCUUUUUAAGUACCGUUCCCUUGACUGACAAAGUCUUGAUUUUCAACUGACCAUUUUCUUUCUUUCACGGUUUUGAGCACUUUUCGCGCGAUUUUGGUAACUGGUUCUUAUUUCGGGAUUUUCACACGAGACGAAGCUGUGGGCUCGACGAUUAAGUCGAAGGAUGACAAUGGAUAGACAGGGAUUUUUUGUCGGAAGGUUUGAUAAGCGAUUCUCCGAGGACUCUCGUCGCGUUAGAGUAUUGCGAUUAGUGUAUAUCGAUACGAACUUCGUCUAAGAUCGGACAUUCCUCGGUUAUGCGUAACCUAAAGAAUAAAUAAGUUAUUUAUCUAUGGGGAGUGGCCUUUCGUAUCUUAAGAUUUCCCACCCUAGAUAGAAGGAUCGACGAGUGAUUCCAACCACCUUCCGA
Messenger RNA from Orussus abietinus, 4424 nucleotides. RefSeq names its product protein hunchback (gene Hb). Gene Ontology annotation, biological process: regulation of transcription by RNA polymerase II. The coding region runs from base 282 to 2291 and encodes 669 amino acids. Gene Ontology annotation, molecular function: DNA-binding transcription factor activity; RNA polymerase II cis-regulatory region sequence-specific DNA binding. The transcript has 7 exons. Lineage: Eukaryota; Metazoa; Arthropoda; Insecta; Hymenoptera; Orussidae. The record is from RefSeq and is a predicted model, not a curated record.